Dermacentor albipictus is the source of this 5219-nucleotide messenger RNA. RefSeq names its product phospholipid-transporting ATPase ABCA3-like. Lineage: Eukaryota; Metazoa; Arthropoda; Arachnida; Ixodida; Ixodidae. Gene Ontology annotation, molecular function: lipid carrier activity; ABC-type transporter activity; ATP binding. Gene Ontology annotation, biological process: transmembrane transport; lipid transport. Gene Ontology annotation, cellular component: membrane; intracellular membrane-bounded organelle. The record is from RefSeq and is a predicted model, not a curated record.
AAAGCGAGAACAUGGGCCGACAGACAUGGGCCGUUCUUUGGCGGACACUGUUUGUUCAGUGCAUCAAGCGGCACUACAUUGAGUCCGUGCUUGAGGUGCUGUUUGUACUGCUACUUGCAAUCGCGUUCCUGUCGUCCAACUUCGCCACCAGGCCGACCCCCGAGCAUCGCGGUAGGACUGACCAUGACGACGGAGACUCCUUGAUGGCGGCCCCAGUGCUUUACAGCCCGGAUAGCCCUUACGUCGGCCACCUCAUCGCUCUUGCAUUUCCCGGCAAAAGGCGGCAGGCGUUCGAGAACGAGUCUGCGCUCGUCGGUGCCUGCGAGUCGGUCGAGUUUGACGCGUGCGUCCACUUCCGCGGCUACUCGGACGCCAACGAGACGUCCGUGUUGAGUUACGCACUGCACUACUUCGAGGACGAGAACCCAGGCAAGGUGGGCUUCCACAUUGGCUUCCGACAACCCAAGGAGUUCCACUACGAGCAGGACACGGACAAGCCUCUGUGGGGUAGGGCGUACUUGGCUCAAGUCGCCAUCAACACAGUCCACAUCACACUUCAAGAUAAAUACGGCCGAGGAGAAAACAACAUUACGGCGAAAGCAUUCCCAAAGCCCGACUUUCCGGAGGACAUUGAGCCUUACAGGCGUGGUGUAUUCUGGCUCGUGGCCAUUGUCUUCCUGUACCCCAUGUGGCGGCUCGUGGCCAGACUGUGCACGGAGAACGCGCAAGGACUGCGGGAAUACGAGCGUCUGAUGGGUCUGCCCGACUGUUUCUACUGGACGGGUCAGUUCGUGUGCACCCUGUGCUUCUGCCUGGGUCACAGCGCCAUCUGCGUGUACUGUGCUGCCUUCCAGAAGCAAGCCAAGGCAGGCGUCCCCUUCUUUGACCGCACCGACGUGACGCUCCUGUUCGCAGUUUUUGCUGUGCACAGCGUCCUGCAGACUCUGCUCACUAUGCUGGUCACGUGCAUCUUCACAUCUGAAAUGGGAGCCCUGCUGUGCGUCGCGACCCUCUGCGUGCUGGCGCCGUACUGGCUCCUGACGCAAACCGGCGGCCUGGGCUCGCUGGGCGAGUUCGUGUUUAGGGAGCGCACGGCGACCCUCUGCUACUCUGCGCUGCUGCCUACGGUCGCCUCCUACAACCUGCUCACCAUCAUCGGCGUCCACAACGACUUCGAUGGUGGCGCCACCUGGGCGAAAGUGCCCGAUCUCGCGCUGGGAGUGUUGAGGGUCACCAUGCUGGACGUCUGGACAGUGAGCCUGGCGUCGGCCGCUGUGAUGGUCCUGAUGAUCUUCUACCUCUCCAAGGUCUUGCCCUGGAACACAGCAAUCCCACUGCACCCGCUGUUCUUGUUCAACCCUCACUACUGGUGGCCCUCGCCUACACUGCGCGAACCGCCAACUGUUCCGCUCGCCUUCAGAGACAAACGCUUCGAACCUGCUCCGCGCCAUAUGAAGCCCGUGCUGCAUGUGGAAGACUUGACGGUGUCUUACGGCGGCGCUGAAGCACUCAAACGCAUCACCCUGCAAGCCUUCGAGCAGCAAACUACCGUUCUGGUUGGCCGCAAUGGUGCCGGCAAAACGACCCUCAUGAAUGUUUUGGCUGGGCUGCAGAAGCCCAGCUCGGGCAAGGUGUACAUCUGUGGUUAUGACGUGACGAAGCACACCAGCCUGGCCCGCCAUGCGAUCACCUACUGCCCACAGCGGGACAUGAUUUUUCCAGACCUAACCGUUUGGGAGCAUCUGCUCUACAUCGCAGCUGUGAAGCAGGUACCGCUGAAAUCCCUCAAACGUGCUGCCGAACAGACUUUGAUUUUGGUGAACCUGGAAGAAGACGCACAAGUUCUUUCCCAAGAACUCAGAAGAGGCGAGAUGAAGCGGCUCAGCAUCGGCAUGGCAAUUAUCGCCAAGCCCAAGGUCGUGCUCAUCGACGAGCCCACGUCCGGCCUGGACUCCACGAACACGCACAACGUGUGGGACAUCCUGCUGCAGGUGCGCCGUGCCAGCACGCUGUUCCUUUCCACGCACGACAUGACGGAGGCCGAUGUGCUCGCUGACCGCGUCGUCGGGCUCACUGCGGGUAUCGUCGUCUGCAACGCCUCGCCCAAUUAUCUGAAGAAUGCUUACGGCGUAGGCUACAAGAUCCGCCUGGUCAAGAGUCCCUCGGUGCCCUUCCAGAGGAAGCAAGUGCUGUCCAUCGUGCAGAAGUACGUGCCCGGAGCUGAGGUGUUGAGCGACGCGCCGGCCCAGGCCACGAUCGCGCUGCACACAGUCGCGUCUGAGAGCUUCGACCGAAUGUUCCGAGAGCUGGAGAAGGCCAGUGCCCACCUGGGAGUUCGCUCGGUCGGUCUCGGCGUCUCCACUCUCAAGGACAUCUACCUCAAGCUGACGCUAGCCAGCCUGCGCCUUGUCAAGAGCCCUAUGUCGACGGAACCGCAACUGCCCGCUGAAGUGGCAAACGUGGCGAGCAUCCGUGGCGAGAAGGCGAGUGCAUGGGUGACCGCCGGUGUGCUGAUGUCGCAACGCUGCCUGUUUCUGUGGCGUCGCUGGCGAAACUCCUUGAUCGGCUGGCUGCUGCCCGUGCUGCUGCUGGUGGCUGCCUUCCACUGGACGAGUGCGGGCGUCCGCCGCUACGAGCCAGCUCCAGCAGGCGUCGUCCGCAUGCCGCUUUCACUGCGCGUCUUUUACCCGCGUGCCGCUUGCUUCGUCGACGCCGAAAAAGACAUCAGCCCCUACUACCACUUGCUGAUAAAGGAGGAAGGAGCCGUUCUCACUGCCUACAAUGGAACAGCACUCAGUGCGCUGCUGUCAUACGCCGAGCAGAGCUACUUCGAGUACACGCAGCACUUCGUCCUUGGCGCCGUCCUGCGGGGCCACCACUUAGAGGCCUGGUACAACCCGUACGCCAUCCUCAGCAAGUGCUUGGCCUACGACCUCGCAAGCAGUGCCCUGCUCGCCUUCCGAACAGGCGACCGCUCUGCUCGCUUCCAGACAACGGUGGCCGUGCACGUUCCCGAGGCUUCGUCAGAGGAGCCUCGCUCGGUGGUCGGACCCGAAGACCCCCUCGGGCAUCUUCACGAGCUGGUGCACGAUGUGGCGCACGAGUGGGCGCUGUUGGUGCCGCUGGCGGUGGCAUUGGCCGUGGCCGCAUUCGUGCCGUUCGCCAGCGCGGAGAGCUGCAGUGGCUUCAUGCAGCUGCAGCUUAUGACUGGCAUCUCCGGCUGGCUGCACUGCCUAGUUCACGUGUGCUUUGACGCAGCCACCAUGCUCACUUGGCUAGCCGCGCCGAUCAUCGUGGCGUUCCGCUCCUACUAUCCCCUCGACACAGCCUCGAACGAUGCCUUACUCGUGGUGUGCGCGGGUUUCGGUGCUCUGGCCAUUCUGUCGGCGUACUCGAUCGUCCUUGGCUCCAGGAGCACAGGAAGUGCCUACGUCACCGUUCUCGUCAUUUACGGUGUUGGGGGUGCCGCCCUGCUGGAGGCCUGCGUGUACCUCCUGCAGAGCGGCCAGGACCUGCACGUGGUGUGUGCCUCACUGCCCCCUUGCGCAGUGCCUCUGGCGGUGAUCAAGGUGAUCGUCCUCGAGUGGGUACACCACACUUGUGAUUACAUGGACUCCCUGCCAGUCGAGAACUCGACGGUACUGGACACUUUCUGCAAGGACACCGAUGACUUCCUGGGCACAUACCAGGCCGACCGAUAUGCCGGCCUUCUAAAGGCACCCAUCGAUCUGUGCUGCCAAGAAAGGCGAACGGGGCAACCCGCGGACUGGAGCCCGUUUCUGAUGACAUCGCAGGCUGUCGGCCUAGAGGCGUACUUGCUUAUAUUCGAGGCUCUGCUGCUGUUCGUGUUUCUGAGCUGCUACAACUCCGGUCGCUUCUUCUACACUGACUACGUGGGACAGGUGGCCGAGCAGAGACCGCUCGACACAGAAGUUACCAAGGAAACGCAUAAGGUACGCCAGGUGUGCGAGAGGAACGCAGCGGCAGAGCACGCCCUUGUGGUCGAAGAUGUGCACAAGUGGUACGAGGACGACUACACAGUGUGCAGCCUCAGCCUGACGCUUUCCCGGGACGAGUGCUUCGGCCUUCUGGGAGUGCAUGGUUGCGGCAAGACGGCCGUGGCGAAGAUGCUCGCGGGCCUAGCACUCCCGAGCCUGGGAGAAUGUUACAUGGGGCACGUGACUCUCUCCGGGUCACCCAGAGUCUGGCAGUCCCGGCUGGGAUACUGCCCCCAGGAAGACGCGCUCAUGGACAUCUUCUCGGGAAACGAGAUCCUGCACUUCUUUGCUAGGCUUCGGGGUGUGGAUGAAGCGAAGGUAGACAAGCUCGUCGACAGCGUCGCCAGCGUCAUCGACCUCGGCAAGCACGCCUCCCAGCUUUGCGAGACAUACAGUGCCGGCACCAGACGCAAGCUGUCCACGGCUGUGGCGAUCAUCGGUGCUCCGCAGGUAGUCAUCCUGGACGACGCCACCAGCGGGGUCGACAUGGUUGGGCGUCAGAUGAUCUACGACGCUCUGCGAGACAUCGCCCACGCGUCGUCGUCUGCCAUCAUCCUCACUUCGCGCAGUACCGAGGAGUGCGAGGCGGCCUGCAGCCGCGUGGGCUUCAUGGCGUGCGGCGAGUUGAAGGCGCUCGGCACCAUGGAGCGGAUAAGGGCCACGUUUGCCAAAGGGUGCACGCUCACGUUCGCGCUACGUGAGAGAAUCACCCAAUACCUGGUCGAGAGUGUCGACAAAGCCGUCGUGCACGUGUUCCCGGGAGCGAGGCAGGCUGACUGCCGCGAGGGCAUCUUUUUGUACUUCAUAGAGUACAGGCUCCCUUGGAGCCACGUGUUUUCGCGCAUCGGCAAGCUGCGCCACUGGUUCCGACUGGAAUCCGUGCUCGUAGCCGAGAGUUCGCUGGACGAGCUGUUCUUAGGCAUGGCCCGAGCCGAAAUGGCAGAGGACGCAGCCAUGGCCAAGCAGGCGGCGAAGGACGCCUCUUACGGAGACUUUGCUGGUGACCCGUGGGGCCGCGAGCCCAAGGAGCAUUACAGACCUCGACAGAGGGUCCGCGAAGCACGCAAGGCGAAGCAACGCACCGCCCUCAAGGCGACGACCACCUACCAGACCGUCUCUUGAGGGCGUCGUCCACUCGCGCAGCCAUCUGGUGGAAAUUUAUCUUUUAUUUUUCAUGUAGAUUUCUUUUUUUGCUAUUUAGACACUUCCCUUCUUGGUUUU